This is a messenger RNA of Nicotiana attenuata, 645 nucleotides long. RefSeq lists its product as uncharacterized. Lineage: Eukaryota; Viridiplantae; Streptophyta; Magnoliopsida; Solanales; Solanaceae. The record is from RefSeq and is a predicted model, not a curated record. The coding region runs from base 1 to 645 and encodes 214 amino acids. The transcript has a single exon.
AUGAGAUCAGACCCGAACACCAGGAAAUCCGACGCCCUCUAUGAGUUCCACCAGGAACGUGGGCACAAAACUGAAGAUUGCAUCACCCUCAGACAAGAAGUCAUAAACACGUUGCGGCAACGGCACCUCAAAGAGCUGUUAAGCGAUAAGGGGAGAACCAACUUCGUUAGAGGACGUGAACAUCAAGGCCCGCCGAAGCCGCCAUCGCCAGCUCGUACUAUCAACAUGAUCAUCGGUGACAGUGAUGACGCCUAUACCAACGGAGUGAAGUUCACCACCACUCACAAGCUCAAGCGGUCUAUCACCCACGAACGAUACAACGGACUCGAAGAAAGUAUCAUCUUUGAUGAGUCGAAUACCAACGGUUUGACUUUUCCUCAUAAUGAUGCCCUUGUUAUUACUUUACAUAUUUUAGAUACAGAUGUCAAACGUGUCAUGAUGGAUGAUGGAAGUGGGGCAUGCAUUAUCCAUUCCCGAGUCCUUACACAAAUGAGACUCGAGGAUAAGAUAGUAUCGCGCUGCAUUACACUAACCGAUUUUAAUAAUGUAGUUAAGCGGACAUCGGGGGAAAUUACACUCCCCGUCAUGGCCGGUGGUGUGACGUUGGAGACGACAUUCCACAUUAUAGACCAGGCCACCGCAUAA